Molecule: messenger RNA, 2248 nt
Organism: Micropterus salmoides (largemouth bass)
Lineage: Eukaryota; Metazoa; Chordata; Actinopteri; Centrarchiformes; Centrarchidae
Product: diacylglycerol kinase eta-like
Biological process (GO): intracellular signal transduction; lipid phosphorylation; diacylglycerol metabolic process
Molecular function (GO): ATP-dependent diacylglycerol kinase activity
Source: RefSeq, a predicted model, not a curated record
CUGUAAAGAACAAAUGGGGAAGGUGUGUCCCUUGGGUCAAUAUCGAGUGUCAAUCAUCCCUCCCACUGCACUUAACAGCAUCGACUCGGAUGGCUUCUGGAAGGCCGCCUCAGCGUCGUGCACCAGUCCUCUCCUGGUCCUGGUGAACUCCAAAAGUGGAGACAACCAGGGGGUGAAGUUCCUCCGCAAGUUCAAGCAGCUUCUCAACCCGGCGCAAGUCUUUGACCUGAUGAACGGAGGACCAGAGCUCGGCCUACGCCUUUUCCAGAAGUUUGUGACGUUUCGUAUCCUGGUGUGCGGAGGAGACGGCAGCGUGGGCUGGGUGCUCUCAGAGCUGGAUAAACUCAACCUCCAUAAACAGUGCCAGCUCGGUGUGCUGCCUCUGGGCACAGGUAACGACCUGGCUCGUGUUCUGGGCUGGGGAGGCCUCUGUGACGAUGACGCUCAGCUGCUGCAGAUCCUGGAGAAGCUGGAGAGAGCCACCACCAAAAUGCUGGACCGAUGGAGUGUGAUGACGUACGAGGUGCCCACAACCACUAAACGCACGCCAAUAGUGAAAGAAGACGACUGCCUUGAUUAUCCUCUGCAGACCCACAUCACUCAGUAUGCUGACUCCGUGGCCUCCCACCUCGCCAAGAUCCUGGACUCGGACAAGCACAGUGACGUCAUUUCCUCUGCCAAGUUUCUGUGUGGGACGGUGAAUGAUUUUGUGGCGGAGGUGGGGAAGGCGUACGAGAGAGCCACAGAGAACAAGGAGGAGGCAGAUGCGAUGGCCAAGAAGUGUGCAUUGCUGAACGAGAAGCUCGAUUCCCUCGUCAAGGCCUUAAGUGAGGAAGCAGAGGCCCAGGUGGUGCCAGCUGGUUCGGUGCCCAGCCAGGAGAGUGGCGGCUCCAGCCCCAGCGAAAGUGGCGGCGAGUCGGGUUCAGAGGGUAAAACGUACCGGUCCAAGGAGCAGCUGAUGCUCAGGGCCAACAGCCUGAAGAAAGCCCUGAGGCAGAUCAUCGAGCAGGCCGAGAAAGUGGUGGACGAGCAGAACCGACACACGCAGGUCCAGAGGAUGUCAUCCUCGUCCUCCAUCAAAAGAGAAAACAGCGAGGACCUGAAGGAUGCUGAGCCGCGCCAAGGAAGCUUAAGCCCCACCUCCCCCAUUGUCCUUGAGAAACCAGAGAGCCUCAACACUGUCGCCUACAGCGAGGAGUCUGUGCAAUGUUCAGAGAAGUGUGUGAUGAACAACUACUUCGGCAUCGGCCUGGACGCCAAGAUUUCCCUCGAGUUCAACAACAAGAGAGACGAGCACCCAAAGAAAUGCAGCAGUCGCACCAAGAACAUGAUGUGGUACGGAGUGCUGGGGACUAAAGAGCUGGUCCAGAAGACGUACAAGAACCUGGAGCAGAGAGUUCAGCUGGAGUGUGACGGUGUUCCCAUGUCUCUGCCAAGUCUGCAGGGCUUAGCUGUGCUCAAUAUCUCGAGCUACGCAGGCGGUAUCAACUUCUGGGGAGGCACCAAGGAGGAUAAUAACUUUGGUGCUCCAUCAUUUGACGAUAAGAAGUUGGAGGUGGUGGCGGUGUUUGGCAGCAUGCAGAUGGCCAUGUCCAGAGUCAUCAACCUGCAGCACCACCGCAUUGCACAGUGCCGCCAGGUGAGGAUCACCAUCCUCGGGGAGGAGGGGGUUCCCGUGCAGGUGGACGGAGAGGCGUGGAUCCAGCCGCCUGGCAUCGUCAAGAUCGUCCAUAAGAACCGAGCGCAGAUGCUCACCAGAGACAGAGCGUUCGAGAGCACGCUGAAGUCGUGGGAGGACAAGAGAAAGAUCGACAGCUACCGCGACACCAGGCCCCGCCUUAACUCUCAGCAGUCCAUGGAGUACCUGACUGAGGAGGAGUGCGCUCAGGUGCAGCAGCUGGGCAUCGUGGCCGACACGCUCAUCGCCAAGAUCCGUGAGGCAGCCAAAACCCACAAGCUGGUGGAGCAGGAGCUGGCUCACGCUGUCAACGCCACGGCCCUGGUGCUCACGGAGGCCAAACUGUCCAGCCCUGAGUGUCUAAGUCGCACCACGGCGGUGGAAAUCGUCAACAGCAGUAAAGUUCUCCAGGCCGAGACCAGCAUGCUGCUUGAUGGAAAACUACUGUCAGAGUCUCCAGAGGAAGAGGAGCUUCGGUCAACUCUGAACAGCCUCAGUGCCGAGCUCCACAAGCUGGAUGACAUCCACUGGAUCUGUCCACUCAUGCAGUGCUCCGAGGAGGACUCGGUG